This is a messenger RNA of Acipenser ruthenus (sterlet), 3996 nucleotides long. Its product is annotated as G protein-coupled receptor 137Ba-like. The record is from RefSeq and is a predicted model, not a curated record. Gene Ontology annotation, biological process: positive regulation of TORC1 signaling; negative regulation of osteoclast differentiation; negative regulation of bone resorption. The coding region runs from base 385 to 1560 and encodes 391 amino acids. The transcript has 8 exons. Lineage: Eukaryota; Metazoa; Chordata; Actinopteri; Acipenseriformes; Acipenseridae. Gene Ontology annotation, cellular component: lysosomal membrane.
CUCUGGUAAAAGUACAGGACAUGUUAGUGAAUGUAUACUGCUGUGUAAACUGAACAUAACUUUGGGAAUACACGAUCUCCAUACCUCAUCAUAGAUUAAUUCUGUUUUCACAGCUUAUAAUACCAGCAAUGUAGACAGUUAUUCAGCACUACUAUUCAAUCUAAUGCUGCUUGGCACCAGCAAGUCUCAUUUAAAAUGUUAAACCAGCACAUUUGUAUCCUCCAAUCAUUUAGACAACUGGAAGACAUCCAACAAAUGAGCACAACAUGUGCUUGGUAGAAUUCGGGAAUUCAAAUUUCAUGGAAAUCAAAAGGGCUGCAUGGAGCUUAACCAGGGACUAGGAACCAGGUUGUGCUAAAAAGAAGUAGGCUUGUUGCCAGGGUGAUGGAAGCACCAGUGUGGGACCUCCUGACGAACGAUACUCAGCCCCCUACCUUGAGCCCGGCCGUGCCCCCUUGUGUGAAGCUGGGCCUGACUGUCGCCUACACUGUCUUCUACUCGCUGCUCUUUCUUUUUGUCUACGUCCAGCUCUGGUUGAUCCUCCACUACAGGCACAAGCGCUUCAGCUACCAGACUGUCUUCCUCUUUCUUUGUCUGCUCUGGGCAGGCCUGCGGACGGUGCUCUUCUCAUUCUACUUCAGGAACUUUGUUACAGCCAACUCGCUGAGCCCCUUCGUCUUCUGGCUGCUCUACUGCUUCCCUGUGUGCCUGCAAUUCUUCACUCUCAGUCUGAUGAACCUUUACUUUGUACAGGUUAUUUUCAAGGCAAAAUCCAAGUAUGCACCAGAGCUCCUCAAGUACAGGUUGCCUCUGUAUCUGAUCUUUCUGUCAAUAAGCCUCGUCUUCAUGGUGGUGAAUCUGACAUGUGCACUCCUGGUGAAAAUGUCAAACACUGACCCAAAGAACAUUGUCCUUGUGCGAGUGGCCAUCAACGACACCCUCUUUGUGAUCUGUGCUAUUUCCCUUUCCACAUGCCUCUACAAAAUUGCAAAAAUGUCUUUAGCAAACAUCUAUCUGGAAUCUAAAGGGACCUCAAUAUGCCAGGUGACAAUAACAGGGACGAUCGUCAUACUGCUGUAUGCCUCGCGGGCCUGUUACAACCUGGUUGUGUUGGCUCUUGCCAAAUACAAAAAUAUCAACUCUUUUGAUUAUGACUGGUACAACGUAUCUGAUCAGGCAGACUUGAAGUCUCUCGGGGACGAGGGGUAUGUUGUGUUCGGGGUGAUCCUCUUUGUGUGGGAGCUCCUCCCUACUACUCUAGUGGUGUUCUUCUUUCGCGUCCAAAGACCAGCCCAGGAUGGGACAGGAUCUAGAAUUCCAAGCCAUGUGUUUUCGUCCAGAGCCUAUUUCUUUGACAACCCACGACGUUAUGACAGUGAUGAUGACCUGGCGUGGAAUAUAAUACCUCAAAACUCACAGGCCAGUUUGACGGCAGAGUGCUAUGAUUGGGAGAGUCAUAGCAACAGCUUUGUGGCGUACAUAGGAUCAGAGGAACCACACUCCACAGCAGCCCCAGAGGAACAACCCUUACUGAAGAGGAGUCUUCUACUCUGCGUUUAGUACUUCAGGGUGUGUUAGAUCACAUGUUUGUGAGCUGUAGCCUUUUGCAUUCAAAUCUUCACUGUAAAUAAAUAUUCAUAUUUUCAGGGAAAGAGUGUCUUUAAAGUAACAUACUGGACAAAAGCAAAAUCUUCUAAGUCAACAAAAGAGGAGAAAACCAGUGAUUCUGUCAAAGGGAAGUGAAAAGCAAAGAAAACAAAAUGAGAAGACUCAUACUGGAAUAUGGGGUAUAAUCCGGGGUUCACAUAACGGAUGGAAUCGUGGAGAUCGUUGACAAAGCCCAGAGACUCCCCUCUCCUGGAAUAAUCCAUACGUUACGCAGAUAUAGUGAGCACCCUCCCUGCCUUCAUUUAAAAUGCUUUCCUGUUAAAAAUGUACUGAUGGUAUGCAUUAAAGAACAAUAUGGAAGUCUGCAUUUUUCUUUAUUGGUUCGCAUGCAUAAUGGCGUACCAGUUAUGUGAACCCCUGCGUAUAAUAUAUUUUAAAACACAUAAGGAAAUGUCAAGAUUGUUCUAACAUUUUUAGCGUGUACUAAGCGCUGACGUCUCAAGUCAGAUUUGACAUGUUAUAUGGGUGGAAGGUGGGGAAUUGAGAUCAAAAUUUGUACAGUACUAUUUUUUAACAAAAACUGCACCUUAAAUGAUACUGAACAUGUUAACAACAUUUAAUGAACAUUCUGGCUUGUUAAUUGUUGUUUUAAAAUGAUGCCUAAUUAUGUUUUUAUUUUCUUUGAAGUUUGGACUCAUUUUAAGUCGCACUUAAAUGUGGUCAGUUCUACAUAUGUGGGAUAAUGUUCCUUUUAGCUUUUGAUGUUGCAUUGUGAAGUCCAUUAGCUAGGAGUUGCCUGUCUUUAAUAUUUCAUCAGGGUAUUGGGACAACAAUUCCUUGCUGCAAAAUAAACAGGCACAGCACCAAAGGAUAAAGGUGCUACACUGUUUAUUUCAUGGGUAAUCUAUGCCGUAGACUAACUACAUGAUAUUCAAUGGCAAUAGAGUGAAACAACAAUGGCAAUAUAAUAAUCCUGUUCAAAGGGCCAAUGGUAGCACCACGGCUUAAUUAUAUGAACCAUUGGUAGAAUGGUACCACAUAGGUACUCAUCUUUUAACAUACCAUACCAAAUGAUAUCACAAUAAUAUGAACCUACACAAAGGAGUAUCAUUGCAGUGCCAUAUCUGUACCAGUGUAUUACACUACAGUAUCAGGACCAUGUGUAAUAUUUAAUCCAAAUCCAUUCUGUUGACAUUUCUUACAAUUUUGGAAAAUAAAUAUUCCAACAAGUGUCUCUAUUUUAUCUCCCACCUUUCACAUUGUACACACAGGAAUUACUGGUAAAUGUUACCUUAGAAUGGAGGCAUUUGCCCCAAAAGCUGUGAAAAGACAACUGGAUAGAAAACUGGAUUCAUAAAUGGGUGUUGCAAAUAUGAAACAACAUCAGUAUCAAUGUUAUAUUACACAAAUGGGGGAGGAUAUGGACUGUGUUCUAUGUUUCACUCAACCAGCUAGUUGGACUGCGUUGUUUACAUACAUACUAGUUUUUGGGAACAUUUAAGCAAAAUUCUAGUGCCAGUAGUUUCUAAAAAGGUUGUCAUGUGUGUAUGUUAUAUUAAAUUAGUAAGAUUAGCAAAAAUGUAUCUGAGGGAAGUUGGAGUUAAUGUUGAAAAUAAAAAAGGGAAAAACUUUUUUAUAACAAUGUAAGGAGUGUUAGUAAAAUAAUAUUAAAAUGUUUAUCUCAAAGUGUAUAUCUACUUACCAAGAAUGUAGAACACUUUUUUUUUUUUUUUUAAUAUAAAUUGAGUUUUAGGAAUUUUGUCAUAUCAACGCUGAUGCCAGUGAAGUACAAACUUACCCAAUGAAGUAAAAACUUGCCCAAUGCUGAAGCUCCUGCUCACCUGAAGGCCUAACAGGCGACUUAAUAUCUUCUUUAUUAUUUGUUUAUUUAGCAGACACCUUUAUCCAAUGCGACUUACAGAGACUAGGGUGUGUGAACUAUGCAUCAGCUGCAGAGUCACUUACAAUUACAUCUCACCCGAAAGACGGAGCACAAGGAGGUUAAGUGACUUGCUCAGGGUCACACAAUGAGUCAGUGGCUGAGGUGGGAUUUGAACUGGGGACCUCCUGGUUACAAGCCCUUUUCUUUAACCACUGGACCACACAGCCUCCAGUAUGCAAUACUUACCUGACAGUGUUGUCUACAAACACUUAGCCCCUUUGUGUCAUAUGCAAGCAUAGAUGUGUCAUGUGCAUACAUUACAUUAGCCUUUUCUUACUUUAUGAUGCAUACACAGUAUACUACUUCUAGAGAAGGUGUUUUAUAUAUAUUAGAUGUUUAGAUUUUUUAUAUUUUGUCUUUUGGACAUUUAUUAUUUUAUGUAAUAUCUGUAUAUCAUGUAUACAUUGAAUCAGUUCACCUUACUAUGAAUAAAGAACUUUCUAGAA